Molecule: messenger RNA, 882 nt
Organism: Rangifer tarandus platyrhynchus (Svalbard reindeer)
Lineage: Eukaryota; Metazoa; Chordata; Mammalia; Artiodactyla; Cervidae
Source: the annotation of a GenBank genome assembly
AUGAACCCUUUCUGGAGCAUGUCUACAAGCUCUGUACGCAAACGGUCUGAUGGUGAAGAGAAGACAUUAACAGGGGAUGUGAAAACCAGUCCUCCACGCACCGCUCCAAAGAAACAGCUGCCUUCUAUUCCCAAAAAUGCUUUGCCCAUAACUAAGCCUACAUCUCCUGCCCCAGCAACACAGUCAACAAAUGGCACGCAUGCUUCCUACGGACCUUUCUACCUGGAAUACUCCCUUCUUGCAGAGUUUACCUUGGUUGUGAAGCAGAAGUUACCAGGUGUCUACGUGCAGCCGUCUUACCGAUCUGCAUUAAUGUGGUUUGGAGUAAUAUUCAUACGGCAUGGACUUUAUCAAGAUGGCGUAUUUAAGUUUACAGUUUACAUCCCUGAUAACUACCCAGAUGGUGACUGUCCACGUUUGGUGUUUGAUAUUCCCGUCUUUCACCCGCUAGUGGAUCCCACCUCGGGUGAGCUCGAUGUGAAGAGAGCAUUUGCAAAAUGGAGGCGGAACCAUAAUCACAUUUGGCAAGUACUGAUGUACGCAAGGAGAGUCUUCUACAAGAUUGAUACAGCAAGCCCCCUAAACCCAGAGGCUGCAGUACUGUACGAGAAAGAUAUUCAGCUUUUUAAAAGUAAAGUGGUUGACAGCGUUAAGGUGUGCACUGCUCGCUUGUUUGACCAACCUAAAAUAGAAGACCCCUAUGCAAUUAGCUUUUCUCCAUGGAAUCCUUCUGUCCAUGAUGAAGCCAGAGAGAAGAUGCUGACUCAGAAAAAGAAGCCUGAAGAACAGCACAAUAAAAGUGUUCAUGUCGCUGGCCUGUCGUGGGUGAAGCCUGGCUCAGUACAGCCUUUCAGUAAAGAAGAGAAAACAGGAGCGACUUAA